Cyprinus carpio (common carp) is the source of this 2781-nucleotide messenger RNA. RefSeq names its product very long-chain acyl-CoA synthetase-like. NCBI's taxonomy places the organism in Eukaryota, Metazoa, Chordata, Actinopteri, Cypriniformes, Cyprinidae. The record is from RefSeq and is a predicted model, not a curated record. Gene Ontology annotation, molecular function: long-chain fatty acid-CoA ligase activity; long-chain fatty acid transmembrane transporter activity. The transcript is spliced from 10 exons. Bases 165 to 2024 code for a protein of 619 amino acids.
UCGGGGGUGGAUCAGAAUGAUAAAAUAUCUCUCUCUGGAGCCCCAAAAGGGCUGAACUUGUAUUUCGAGAAUGUGGCCCAUGAAUUUUAAGACUGUGGAAGUGGUGUCAGGCUAUGGCAUAUAGUUGAUCUCAAAACCCCAGUGUUUUCCAAACUCUAGUAAACAUGUAUGUGUGGAUCACUGUCCUCGCGGGCUUGGCUCUGCUUCCCGCGCUGUUGAAAACUUUCUUCCCGUAUUUUUUCCAGGACUGCGUGUAUAUGUACAGGGCUCUUGGACGCGGGAUCCGAUUAAUUGUAUACACAAAGAAAACUCCAUUCUAUAGUAUUGUGGACUGCUUUUUGGACGCGGUGAAGAAACACCCAGGAAAAGUGUUCAUUCAUUUCGAGGGGAAGACUCACUCUUAUGAGGAGGUGGAUAAGGAGAGUAACAAAGUAGCGAACGCGCUGCGCUCGGAGGCUGGGCUCAGAGAAGGAGACACGGUCGCGCUGUUUCUGGGCAACGAGCCCCGCUUCGUGUGGACCUGGCUCGGCCUGGCGAAGCUCGGCUGUCCCGCAGCACUCCUGAACUUCAACAUCAGAUCCAAAUCACUGCUUCACUGCUUCUCCUGCUGCGGCGCGAGCGUGCUCAUCGCAGCUGCCGAGCUUCGUGAUGCUGUUGAGGAGAUAUUGCCGGCACUGAAAGAGAAGGGGAUAACCGUAUACCUCCUGUCAGACGAGUGCACUACAGACGGCAUUCAGUGUAUCGGUCAAGCCAUCGCCAAAGCUUCAGACACGCCUCUGUCCCCGUCUCUCAGGUCCAACAUCCAUAUCAGGACUACAGCACUGUAUAUCUACACUUCCGGCACCACAGGUCUUCCUAAAGCAGCGUAUGUGACUCAUGAGAGGGUCUGGGCUUCGUCGUUCAUCCAGGGUGUGUGUGGAGUGACAUCUAAAGACAUAUUCUACAUCAAUCUGCCUCUGUAUCACAGCGCCGGGUUCCUCAUCGGACUUGUCGGAUCCAUUGAAAGAGGAAACACUGUGGUUCUGCGGAGAAAGUUUUCCGCCUCUCAGUUCUGGGAUGACUGUAGGAAGUACAACAUAACUGUGAUGCAGUACAUUGGUGAAACACUGCGCUACCUCUGCAAUACGCAAAAGAAAGACAAUGACCGAGAUCACAAUGUGAGGGUUGCCAUUGGAAAUGGCGUACGAGCUGAUGUCUGGAAAGAGUUCUUAAACCGUUUUGGACGCAUUCAUGUCCGAGAGCUCUAUGCCGCCACUGAAGGAAAUGUCGGCUUCAUCAAUUACACCGAUAAAGUCGGAGUGGUGGGGCGUAUCAAUAUUCUCAGCAAGGUGCUUUUCCCCUUUGCCAUCAUUAAGUUUGACAUUGAGAAAGAAGAGCCGGUGAGGAACGCUGAGGGUCUGUGUAUCCCGGUCGGAAAAGAUGAGGUGGGCCUUCUGGUUGGGAAAAUCACGAAACACACCCCUUUUGUCGGUUACGCUGGGAACAAGCAGCAGACGGUGAAGAAGAGACUCAGUGAUGUGUUUGUGAAAGGAGACUUGUAUUUCAACAGCGGAGAUCUGCUGAGGAUCGACCACGACAACUUUGUCUACUUUCAUGAUCGAGUUGGAGACACGUUCAGGUGGAAAGGAGAGAAUGUGGCUACAACUGAGGUGGCAGAUAUUCUGAUGAUGGUGGACUGCAUCGAGGAGGCCAAUGUGUAUGGAGUCAAAGUUGAAGGUCAUGAAGGAAGGAUUGGAAUGGCUGCUGUGAAACUGAAGGAGGGCAGAGAGUUUGACUGCAACAACACAUGCAGUGUUUUGGCAAACUAUCUUCCAGUGUACGCCAGACCUCGAUUCAUCCGAAUUCAGAACUCCUUGGAAGUCACAGGAACUUUCAAGAUGAAGAAAGUGAAGCUGGUGGAGGAGGGCUUUGACCCAAACGUAAUACAAGAUCCUCUUUACUUUCUGGACCUGACGCAAAAGAAGUACAUUCCACUCUCUCCGGAAAUUCACAAGUCGAUCAUGUCGCAGGACAUUAAACUGUAAAAAUCCAUAGAAUAAGCUAACAGUACAACUUUUAAAUUUACAAACCAGUAGUUGCCCACUAAUCUCAGGGAAAGGAAGUGAUUACAGUGAAUGAUUUGAAACUUUACAGACUGGUACAGUCAACUGUUUUACAUUAGUACUUUAUGAAGUGCAUAAACGUGUGCAACCUUUUAAUAAUGUUCAUUUAUAAUCUCAACUUGUAAAGAGUUAAAUAGACUCUAAUAAGACUGUGAUAGACUAAAUAUACUUUAUGUAAUAGAAUAACCUUCAAGGCAGUGAUUCUCAACUGGGUCAUGGAGAAGAGAAAAUGUGAAAUACAAAUAAAAACCGGCAACUAACAGUGAAUAUCAUAGCAAAAUUAUUUUUAAGGCUCAUUUUAUUUUUAAAUCAUUUUAUUUUGGCGCAAAUUUGUCACUCAAAUUAAAAUUUGACAAUUUAAAAUUUCAAUUUAUUUUAAAUUAAUUUAAUUUAAGUGGCAUUUUUAUUUACUUUGGUAAAUUAAUUGUGGUUCCGAGUCACCAUUUGCCGCAAACCAUUUGAAAGCCACUGCUUUAUGGGUUGAAAAGUCCUUUUGCUGACACAAUGGCUUUUAAGAAAUCUGGCUGCUGGUUUUCUCAAUGCUCUUGUGUCAGCUCGUCAACUCUAAUCAGCUGCAGUAUCUGUUUUAAGUAGGUGAAAGGGCAAGUGUUCAAAACUCAUGACCUCCCUUACCAUCAACCUCUGAGCUCAUAAAAUAAACAUUUCUAAAAACCACAAA